Messenger RNA from Onthophagus taurus, 1066 nucleotides. RefSeq names its product forkhead box protein L2. Gene Ontology annotation, biological process: cell differentiation; anatomical structure morphogenesis; regulation of transcription by RNA polymerase II. Lineage: Eukaryota; Metazoa; Arthropoda; Insecta; Coleoptera; Scarabaeidae. Gene Ontology annotation, molecular function: DNA-binding transcription factor activity, RNA polymerase II-specific; RNA polymerase II cis-regulatory region sequence-specific DNA binding. The record is from RefSeq and is a predicted model, not a curated record.
AGUAAAGCUUGGACGUUAGCGGUAGUGGGUAACAUAUCAUCAUUGACUCUAUUAUUACAAAACAGUAGUGUGUCAAGAUAUUAAAGCGUUAUUUGUACUACUUUUUUUUAAAUAAGUGAUUUAUAUUUUUUCGAUUCAUCAGUGAUUGAGAAACUUUGAAUAAAAAUGAAUUUAAAUUUUGCCGCGAAGUUAGCACCACUUCAAAUAUCCCAUGAGAUUCUUUCGGGUGUACCUGAUCUACCCAAAAUCAAAACGGAACCGGAUAUUAACUACAGCAGUUUAGCACCUAUCAUUUCUUUACCAACACAUACUCAUAAUCCACCAACUUCAACAACAAAUUACAAUCCACAUCAAUCAACCGAAAUUUCCGAUCAAUCAAAAUCUUCGAAUCACUCAACAUCGACGAGUAGUCAAUCACCACAACCGUCGGCCAACAAUACUCAAACAAAACCGCCAUAUUCUUAUGUAGCUUUAAUAGCUAUGGCGAUUAACUCAACCGGUUUAAAACGUGCAACAUUAUCUGAAAUUUACGGGUACAUCACGGACAAAUUUCCUUAUUUUCAACGAAAUAAAAAAGGUUGGCAAAAUUCGAUCCGGCAUAAUUUGUCGUUGAACGAAUGUUUUAUAAAAGUACCGAGAGAGGGUGGCGGUGAACGCAAGGGAAAUUACUGGACUUUAGAUCCCCAAUACGAAGAUAUGUUCGAAAAUGGAAAUUAUAGGAGACGAAGAAGGAUGAAGAGACCUUACAGGGCUCAACCGUACACAAAGAGUUAUUUUGGGGAACCUUUACCUCAACACGGCUUACCUUUACCAAGAGGAAUUUUUACUCCAAGUUAUCCAACAUAUACACGAUAUGAUACUCCGAGUUGGAUAGCACAAACUCAAUUAGCUUAUACAAGUCCAACAGCUACUUUUAAUCAACAAAGUUACCCGUCGCCGAUGUCGUUUACUCCUUGUAUGAGACAAGAUACAACUGCGAGGUAUUGGCCGACGGAAAGUGACUAUGGAAAUUCAUUUCCCGGAUAUACGGAAAAUCAGAUAAUGUUGUGAUGAAAGGGUUUUGUAG